AUGAGUAUAAAAAGAUUAGAUGAAAUAGACCCAGUUAUAACAGAGGACUUGGAGUUUCAAAAUAAAUCUUUGUAAGGGAAAAUUUUCUGCGGAAGUAUUGUAAAUUGCUCAAAUGGUGAUAAUGAUCUAAUAGAUUUAACUGAAAUUUCUAACACUAAUGAAGCUUAAGAAAAGAAAUAUAAAUCAUCGAAUAAUAUAUAAAAUAUCCCAUUUAUCUUAAGCAGCUAAACUUAAGUAAGAGUGAAUGAAUAUUAGCAAAGUUCAUUAAAAGUUAAUAAUUUUCAUUAAUAAAUUAGCACAAUAAAAGAAAACAAUAAUAAGGAAAUAAGUAGAAUUAAUGAGGCAGAUAUUACCAAAGUUGAUUCGGAUAAACAUAAGCCAAUAACUAUAGAAGGACUCAAUAGUGAAAUUUCUAAAGCAUAAAAUAGUGUCAUAGAAAGAUUUAAACUUUCUAAUAGCGAAAAAGAAAGCUAAAAAAAUGAUUCAAAUAUUGAUACAAGUAACAAUUAAUCUUAAAUAAGGUCAGAAAUAACAUAUACAAGACAAAGUUAAUAAAAAAUAAGGAGAUAAAGUAGAGAAAACAUUGAAAAAGCUGCAAAUAUAUUAAAUAAUGCAAUUAGUAAAUCUAUGAAUAGAGUUUAAAGAAUAAACUAACAUAUUGAUAUUGAAAUUCCUCUAUUUAUGCCUACAAAUACAUUUAAAAUUUAUUGGGAUAUCCUACAAACUAUCUAUACUUACUUGUUUAUAUACAUUUACUCUAUUUUAAUUUUCUUUGCUAUGUAGGAUUAAGAUUCUAUCUUUAUAAAACAGUAUUACCAAUACACUUACAUAUUUUUCUUAGUUGAUAUACUUAUUACCUUUAAUACUGCAUACUUUAAAAAAGAUGUGAUUAUUACUAAUCGUAAAUAAAUAGCUUGGAAAAAUUUAUCUUCAAGUGUUUUCAUAGCAGAUGCUAUAACUUUAGCUACUAUGGGUUUGAAAUUAAUAAUAUAAAAUUCUCAUAUAGUGUAUAAUCCUGAUAACAGUUUUAUCAACUUUGCAAUUAACUUAUUAGUAUUUUUAAAAUUAUAAAGUGUCAAUUAAAAGAAAAAGCAUUUUAGCUAUGCUUUUACCUUAAAAAAUUACUAAAAGCACAUUAUGAAAUUAUUUAACUAACUCUUUAUUGUUAUUUCUGUAGCUCAUAUUGUUAGCUUAGCUUGGCACAUUUUGGCUUAGUAUGAAAUUUAAAAUGGGUAUUCGGUUUUAUGGAUUUAAAAAUAUAAUUUUAAUGAUUUGACAUACAUUUAGCUGUAUUUUUAUUCUAUCUAUUGGUCAAUUACAACAAUGACAACAGUUGGUUACGGGGACAUAUCAGCAAGUAAGUAGUAAAUUAGCUCAUAAAUUUGA
Molecule: messenger RNA, 1386 nt
Organism: Tetrahymena thermophila SB210
Lineage: Eukaryota; Ciliophora; Oligohymenophorea; Hymenostomatida; Tetrahymenidae
Product: cyclic nucleotide-binding domain protein
Exons: 6
Biological process (GO): regulation of membrane potential; potassium ion transmembrane transport
Cellular component (GO): membrane
Molecular function (GO): voltage-gated potassium channel activity
Source: RefSeq, a predicted model, not a curated record